UUAGCGAUUAAAUACCAAAAAAAAAAAAAUAAAAAGUAACAUCGAUGUCAUCGAUGUUGCUAUGCAAAUUAGCAUUAAUUUAUUCACAAUUCAACAAUGACGAAAUAGUGUUCAAAACGGGCUACGUAAACGAAUCUCAACCUAUGAUGCAAAUCAAAAGACUACUCUGCAAGUCCUGCACCUUGGGCACCAUGCUAAUAGCCGCUGUGUGGAUCCUGGCCCUCCUUCUCUACAACCACAAUCUUAACAGUUCCAUACACACGGCUGGCUGGAGGUUCAACAAAUCAAAUAAUUCUCCCAGAGCGGAACUAAGCUACGAGGCAAGGGUCACGAGUGGCUGCACUCCCAGCUCUUUCCACUCCAACUCCUCCACAGCAGUAGCAGAGGUUCCCUCCGAGCCACUGGAGCUCCUGGGCGUGGUGCGAAACAAGCAGGACAAGUACAUCCGUGACAUUGGAUAUAAACAUCAUGCCUUCAAUGCCCUGGUAUCCAACAAUAUUGGACUAUAUCGCGAGAUUCCGGACACGCGCCACAAGGUCUGUGACAGGAGCGAGACCAGCGAGGCGGAGCAACUGCCUCGAGCCUCCGUCAUCAUGUGCUUCUAUAACGAGCACAAAAUGACGCUGAUGCGGUCCAUUAAGACCGUUUUGGAGCGCACGCCCAGCUACCUGCUUAAGGAGAUUGUCCUCGUCGACGACCAUAGCGACCUGCCCGAGCUGGAGUUCCAUCUGCAUGGCGAUCUCCGCGCCCGUCUCAAGUACGACAACUUGCGGUAUGUGAAGAACAACAAGCGGGAGGGACUGAUCCGCUCUCGCGUGAUUGGCGCAAGAGAGGCCGUCGGAGAUGUCUUGGUUUUCCUGGAUUCGCACAUCGAGGUGAACCGCCAGUGGAUAGAGCCGCUGCUGCGCCUCAUUAAGGCGGAGAAUGCCUCGCUUGCCGUUCCAGUCAUCGACCUGAUCAACGCAGACACCUUCGAGUACACUCCGAGUCCGCUGGUGCGCGGAGGAUUCAACUGGGGCUUGCACUUCCGGUGGGAGAACCUCCCCGAGGGAACGCUCAAGGUGCCGGAGGACUUUCGGGGUCCAUUCCGCUCGCCCACCAUGGCUGGUGGACUGUUUGCCGUAAAUCGGCUAUAUUUCCAGGACAUCGGCGAGUACGACAUGGCCAUGGAUAUAUGGGGCGGCGAGAACAUAGAGAUCUCCUUCCGCGUGUGGCAGUGUGGCGGCGCCAUCAAGAUUGUGCCCUGCUCCCGAGUAGGCCACAUCUUUCGGAAACGUCGCCCCUACACUGCGCCGGAUGGGGCCAACACCAUGCUAAAGAACUCCCUGCGCCUGGCAUACGUCUGGAUGGACAAGUACAAGGACUUUUAUCUCAAGCACGAGAAGGUGCCCAAGGAGUACGACUAUGGAGACAUUAGCGAUAGGCUGAAGCUGCGUGAGCGCCUCCGGUGUCGAGACUUUGAGUGGUACCUGCGAAACGUCUAUCCAGAGCUUCACAUACCGGGCGAGGAGCCAAAGAAGUCAGCCCCCGGUCCCGUCUUUCAGCCAUGGCACUCGAGGAAACGCAACUAUAUUGACUUCUAUCUGCUGCGGUUGGCUGGGACGGAACUCUGUGCUUCCGUUGUGGCACCCAAGGUGAAGGGAUUCUGGAAGAAAGGCAGCUCCCUGCAGCUGCAGCCCUGUCGAAGCACGUCGAACCAACUAUGGUAUGAGACAGAAAAGUCGGAGAUCAUUCUGGACAAGCUGCUCUGUCUGGAGGCCUCUGGCGAUGCCCAGGUGAUCAUCAACAAAUGCCACGAGAUGCUGGGGGACCAGCAGUGGCGUCACACCCGCAACUCCAACAGUCCUGUCUACAAUAUGGCUAAGGGCACGUGCCUCCGAGCAGCGUCUCCGGCGGUGGGCGCCCUCAUUAGUCUGGACCUGUGCUCCAAGACGGGUGGCCUGGGGGGCGCCUGGGACAUUGUCCAGCAGAAGAAGAGCGUGGAGAAGGCGGACACGGCGCUGUGAGCGGACGGGUUUGCAGCUGCAAUGCAAUAUUAGACUGAUAACUGAUUAGGUGCCAAGUGUAUUAUGUUUAAAUAGUCAGUAUUUUUGCAUGAACUUUAAUAAUAACAAUGGAAAACCCAAAUCAAAACA
Messenger RNA from Drosophila obscura, 2135 nucleotides. RefSeq names its product polypeptide N-acetylgalactosaminyltransferase 35A (gene Pgant35A). Gene Ontology annotation, cellular component: Golgi apparatus. The record is from RefSeq and is a predicted model, not a curated record. The transcript has a single exon. Gene Ontology annotation, molecular function: Notch binding. Lineage: Eukaryota; Metazoa; Arthropoda; Insecta; Diptera; Drosophilidae. Gene Ontology annotation, biological process: regulation of Notch signaling pathway. The coding region runs from base 45 to 2006 and encodes 653 amino acids.